Messenger RNA from Leucoraja erinaceus (little skate), 5894 nucleotides. RefSeq lists its product as uncharacterized. NCBI's taxonomy places the organism in Eukaryota, Metazoa, Chordata, Chondrichthyes, Rajiformes, Rajidae. Gene Ontology annotation, molecular function: RNA polymerase II cis-regulatory region sequence-specific DNA binding; DNA-binding transcription factor activity, RNA polymerase II-specific. The transcript is spliced from 3 exons. Bases 525 to 1910 code for a protein of 461 amino acids. Gene Ontology annotation, cellular component: nucleus. Gene Ontology annotation, biological process: regulation of transcription by RNA polymerase II; sex differentiation. The record is from RefSeq and is a predicted model, not a curated record.
AUUCUUUCUGAAUUUCAUCUAGCUUUACAAAAGAAAGAAAAUAACUCAACCAAUACAAACGAUAAUUAAAACAACUAGGCAUGUGUCCCUUGAGAAAUACCGCUUCCAACCUACGUCAAUCGGGCUGUUUAAGGUGCCUUGCGAAAGUUGCCUCGCAACUGAUUCCAGCGCCGUGGGGGUUAAAGAAUCAUGGUAAGAUUUUUGGUGACGUUUCGCGUGGUUAAGUUACUCAGUGAGGUAAAAAGAAGGUUGGUUUCAUACGACGAGAGACGCAAGGCAUAAGUCCAGUGAUUCAGGUACACGGUCACGGCUGGGAGAUCGUUCAAUGCAUUUUAGUUUUGCGUCGCCAGACCCCAGGAAGUGGAGAGGGGCGUCGGGCUGUCAGUUCGAAUCAGACUCUCUCUGCCACUUAACCUCCAACCAGCGACUGGAGCCAAGUACAACACUGCACAGUCAACCGCAUAAAGCGCCCAUUCUAAUACUUUGCUAAAGCUACAAUCUGAUUUCCAGUCCGUGUAUUCCAGAUGUCUGAUCAGUCUUCAGAGGCGGAUUCACUGCUCGGGCAAUCUGUUGACUCGUGCGAGGAGGAAAUUGACGUGGAAAGUUUAGCGGAUUGCUUUUCGCAAGGCGACAGUCUGGGGUAUGUAGAGGGAGAGGAAGAAGGGGAGGAGGAAGAGGAGAAAAUGAUUAAUAGGUGCAACAAGGCAAAGAAGCCUGUGUCCGAGCCGCGAAGGCUGGCUCGGAGUCCCAAAUGCGCUCGCUGCAGAAACCAUGGCGUCGUCUCAUGUCUGAAAGGGCACAAGAGGUUCUGUCGCUGGAGAGAUUGCCAGUGUACCAACUGCCUACUGGUAGUGGAGAGGCAGAGGGUGAUGGCAGCUCAGGUAGCUCUCAGGAGGCAGCAAGCUAUCGAGGUGAAGAAAGGUGUGAGUGGCAAGGAAUCCACGACGUCAGCCCGCAGAGCUUCCUACCAGCGAUAUCCUCGCACUCCCAGUCUCCUGGCAAAAAGCAUUUUGGAAGGUUACCGCGCCCCGCAGGAUGACAGUUUAUUCUGUCCAAGCCGUUUCUCCCUACCGCCGCUGAGUGACAGGAUGAGGAAAAGGAGAGCUUUUGCAGACAAGGAGCUGGAAAGUGUGAUGUUGGAAAGAGAGUACAGAGAGAGAGAAUUACAGGAACUAGCUGCAUUUCAAGUCUUCAUGAGACCGAGUAUGGAAACUCACCCCAAGUACAACCUUCUUAAAGUCAGCUACAACCAGUUCUGUGACCCAUCACAAUUUAACCCUUCAGCGUCCAAGGAGUUACUAAAUAUUUACAUUCCUUUUGUGCACACCAAUCCUGCCAUGUGGGAUUUUGGACCUCAUUGUUACCAAGACAACAUUGAUCAGACUAGGGAAUCCUGUUCAGCAAACAUAGCAGGCUGUAUUUCCGAACAGACGUUAGGCUACACUUCAAUAUGGGGGCAAAAGUCUACUCCAGUGAACAAUUCAUUCUAUCCAUACAACGCGUCCGACUCUACCAGUUUACCCGAACGAUUGGACCCUACAAGGCAAAUUCUUGAAUAUGGAGAAUUAAAUUCAAAGGAGGCCUGUUCCAGUUACAGGGGUAAUUACACACAGGCAAAAAUCACAAAAAGUUUUGAUUCAUUUCCCGAAAAUACAGCUCUAUGUUCCUCUCAGAGACAAAUAGUACAAUACCCAGAACUGUCUGAGGAGUUUGUUUCAUUCAGCAAUUACUUAACCCUAGACUCACAGGUAGCAGCUGAGUCUACGAGUAAGUCUGCUUCAGGCAGUUUCAUCGCAAGAGAAGCUUUAAGACAUUUUACAAAGAAAACACGGGAACAUUGUUCUGGCAAUCAAGUGAAAGUAACUAAACAGAUGUUACCAUUUUCUGUGGAAUCUCUUUUGAAAACAUAAUCUAAAAUACAUUUGAUUCCAGUUUAAAAGAUCCUUGUCUCAUUAGGCAUUUCUUUUUGUGUGAUACAAAACGUUAUUGCUUAAUGCAGAUAAAUUAUAAUGUCUUGAUAUCCUGGAGACAUCUAAAUAUUAAUAGUUUGGGCACAUUUUUUGUCUGUCCGUUUAAUUGCUAUUCUUAAAGUAACCAUUAGAAUCUUGCUUUUACAUCUUCGGUUUAUCAGGUAGUAUAUAUUUUUUCUUUGAAUUCGAUAUAUAUACCCUAUGCCCAAUUACUACUUUUGUUCAACAGCGGGUGUUAAAAUAUAUUUGAAAAUACAAUCUUAUAUAAAAUUGUUGUGUGCUUGCUAACCAAAUAAUAGUGGUCAAUUUCAUGAUGAGACAAGACAUUAGUUGUAAAAAUGAUACUCUCAUUGCCCUAAUUCAUGGCUUAAUUGAAUGAAUAAGGAAUGACUGCAAAAAUAAUUUUCGAGACUGUAUCAACUGUACCUUUGAAGUGUUUGUCAUUUUAAUUGCAUAUAGUUUCAUAUGACAUAUUCAAACCAAUGGAAAUAAAGUCACAUGGAGUCUUAGAACUCACACGUAUUUCAGAAAUCAACUACCCCAGGCUGAUUACAUUACUAUCUAGAAUAUUCCCUCGUUGACCCAUUGGUCGUUUUUGUAUUGACUUGGAGAGACAAAUGUUCAGUGCAUUGUCUAGGAAGAAAAGCAUCUGCUAAGAUUUUAAUUCCCGAUCACUGUUCAGCAAGUCUGCCUGGAUGAGCAUGUAUAUUAUUUGGCAUUAAGCUAUGUAACUUGAAGUGAGUGUUCCAAAAUGUAUAAUUUAACGUGCUUAACCUCCAUUCAAAUAGUGUCCUCUAUUCUAUCAUCUGUAGGGAUAAUCUUCAGCAAAGGCUUUGUGAAAUCUAUAGCGUGGCCCUUAUAAUCAAAUAUUUUUUUGAUGCUUACUUUGAGUUGAACCAAGUAAUAUAUUUUAAUUGAUUGAAUGUUCAGGCUAGUAGUGACAUCAAUUGUACUAUAAUUAAUGACAAUCUAAGUCUAUGCUGUUGAUCCCAAAAAUUAGUUCCAAGUAGGAUUCUCUACAUUUAGUUCCUACAUGAUGUCUAUUGGAGACAUUAUUCCAAAUUGACAUUUUGUGAUAAUGAUUACAUCUCUUUUAAUAAGCUCCAGAUAACUGUAUUAAUAAUGUCUCAAUUUUGCUUCAAUUAACAUAACUUCCUGUUUGUCAGUAAUCCUGUGCUGCCAACAAUUUUGAUCCAGUCGUUUGCAUUCUCAAAGUUUCAUAAUCCCUCUUGGAUGACUACCUGUGUUAAUUACUGUUCCUCCAUAGAUAUCUAAUUAUUUACAUCAUAAUUACAAUCCUUUAUGAGCAUAUUGUGUUCCAUUGCAUAUUUAGCAUCAUUGUAACAUUGUGCCUUUUAUUACACUAAUAUCAUGUUUGUUACAGAACACAAUGUUUUUUUCAACAUGGACUACAUAUAAGAGGAAAUAAUUGGUUUUGUAAAUGUGAAAGGAGAUAUUUUUUUGUAAUAAAGCUAUUCCUGAUAUUUGAGUAGCCUCACUGCUGUGGCGCUGACGGAUGUUGUGUGAUAGUGCGCAAGUUAAAAUCUAAAUAUUAAAUCUGUUCAAAAUGUAUUGUCCUCUGCUGGCAGCCUGAGAGUUAAAAUAUAGCUUAUUGAAUUGCACUGAGAAGGCAAAAUGAAUGCCUACACACACAUGCCAAGCCACUAUUAAAUGGAAAUAGUGGUUGUGCAUACAUCAAAUAAAUUCCCUGUCUAAAAACAGAGUAACAUGCUAUGAGUUAAGUGCACUUAAAUCAUUAAAGCAUUUGACAGUGAUCCAUGUAAUUAUUGUUUAGUGACAGGUAUAUGCUCAUAUUAGCACUUUUUAAAAAUUACAAAGGCAAGUCGCAUUACCUUUAUACCAAUAGGUAGCUGGCUCAACUCCCAGUCCAGGGAAUUGAUUAUAAAAUCAAGGUGGACUCCAACACAGUGCUGAUAGAAACCUGUGGUGACAAACGUACAAGCUUUUAGAUGCUUCUUGUUAAUCUGGGGCUUCUCAUGUUUUCUGAGAUAAGUAUAAAAGAUCCUAAGGUACCAUACAACAAACUGCAUAGGAAUUCUUUUUGAGAAAUAUUCCCUACACAACUAACAUAAUGACAAAUCUGAUCAUUGCACUCUGCUGUGUGUUGGGUCUGGCUACAUGUAAAAUGCCUGCCCCUUGACUAAAUUCUGAAUUAAUUGUCAUUUUGAUCAACGUCAUGCUACACAUGUAUUUUUCUUUCCUGUUGUUAAAAAGAUUCCAACAAUACUCUAUAACGAUAAAUCAUUUUUUAUAUUUAAUAGUAUCCCGGAGACUCCAAAAUAUCUUUCAUUCAUUUUUUAGUUUAUAAGAAAAUGUAUGUUGUUUGGCAAUCACUCCCUCGCAUCUUCAGUCCAUCUGUCUCAGUUACAAUCUUCCCUGUGCCACUCAUAUAUGUUGGUCAAAUUACAGCUAUCAAACUUCUUUCAUUGGUUCAUAUUAAUUUCCAAAAUAUGCCACCUUUCAUGCUCUAGACCUCCUGUUGUGAAUGUUCAUAUUGUUGAAAUUAAAUCUCAUUACAUUGUUUCCAAUUCUUUCUCAGUACCUGAAAUCUUAAAACAAAAUCUUUUUUUUUUUUCUUGCUUUGCUUCUUCAUUUAAAGUAAAUACAUAUGAAAACUUUCUGUGAAACAAUCCAUGUUUCUUUGGAGAUUCAAGCUCUGUUUUUAAAAUUGAGAUGGAAUCUUUCAUGCCAUUCCUGACGGCAUCCCCUUAUUCUUGACAUUGCUUGGCCCUAGACUGUGUUAAUACCAGUAUCUUCACAUAUUUAUACCGACAGGGGAGACAUGUUUUUAUCAUUUCUACUAUCAGAUGCAGUGAAGGACAGAUGACAAUGAAAAUUGAUCACCCUCUAAAAUUAAAUAAAUUAUCAGAGGCUGAGAUUUCUUAAUCACUAUUUGACUAUGUUUAAAUGAUAAUACUGGUUAAAACAAAAUUAUUUUCCCAUUUCCUGAUGAUGCAAAAGUUUGAACAUUUUGUUUAUCUGCCACACUUGGUAGGUGGACUCAUCACAAGCAAUAUAAUGGCCAAGGCCCAUUGCAACUUCAUCAGAAAUUAUAUAUAAAUCCACAAGGCAUCAACUGAUUAUCCUCUUGUUAUUUUAAUGUGGUGAGAACAAUUGUAAUCUAUAUACUGCACAUCAGAUAAUAUCAAUCAACAACCAUAUUACAUCAAUAGCCUGCAUUAGUGUCAUAUUUAAAAAUACAAUUAUGGAAGAUGCUGGGCUUACUUAUUCUUAACAAAUUGAUAUGCAUCUUAAAAUGCUUUAUGGAUACCAAAACAAAUAUUUUUUUGGCAUCAUUUUCCACAGAAAGAUUUGAAUCUUUUAAUGAAUUCUAAAUUAUUAAGAUUAUCCCUUUGUUCCAAUAUUUCAAGCUACCUUUCUCUUUAUUCAUUGUUAUUAAGGAAUAUGAACAGAAAAUAAAUUAUGUGAGAAUCUGAAAGCUUUUUAAGCUAUCUAUUAAAAUUGUUUUGAAAUAAACACCAUUAGUGAAUUCUGAAUUGGAACAAAUAUGUUCCUGAAGUUUUUCAAAGUCUCACCUGACUAACUCUAUCAACGUAAUUACAAAUUAAACUUGAGGAUGUGUCAAUGAUACAUAGUGACAUUGAAAAAAAAUUAGAAGUAUGUACAAGCCCUUAGAUUCUUAUCGAAUUGUUUUUGUUUGAGAAAAAAGUCAAUUUGAAAAUAAUCCUCCAUUUAAAAAUUAUAAUAGAAAAUUUAAAAAUCAGAAAACAUUCUAUUUUGAAAAUCCUAGACAAAUUUACCUUUACUUGUAUAUAUGCAAUAAAUUAUAAUUGUGUACAUGAAAGUUAUAUUUCUAAAUGUGGUUUUAUGUAAAAUUUUGCUAUAAAUAACAAUAUUGACUAUGUAUUCUUCGGUUUAUAUUGAGCAGUAAUCCAAAUAAAA